AUGUAUCCACCUCCACCUCAUCAUCCAAGCACAGCAUAUCCAGAACCUAGAGAAACAGUACCACCACCACCAGCCCCAGCAGCCCCUGUUGCUGAAACACAGCAACCUAGUUCCUCAGGGGGAAUUAGAAUGAUCGCUAGUGAGCUGGGAGCAGAUGAUAACAGGGCAAUUGAGAUGGCAGGGUUCACCUUGAAGUGCAGGAAAGCUAGAGAGUGCUCUAGAGAAAGGAAGAUGGUGGAAUUUGAACGGUUGAGACAGGCAGAGGGAAUGAGUGUAGAUGAAUACACUGACAAGUUUUUGGAUUUGUUUCAAUAUGUAGGGCAAGCAUAUGAUACAGAGAAGAAGAAAGCGAGGAGAUACGCUAUGAGACUACACCCUAAGUAUUCUUCUUUGAUCCUGGUAGCGGAUAAAGAAAGUUUUCAUUCGAUUGUGGAUGCAGCGAGAAUGAUGGAGGCUAGUGCCAGUUUUCAAGAGGCAGAUAAGCCGCAGGUAGCCCAGUCCUCCGGUUCUAAAGCUCCGGGUGUAGCUAGUUCAGGGGAUAAGAGAGGAGAGAAGGGUAAAGGAAGGAAGGGCAGAUUCUGGAGCAGAAUGAAAUCCGGUUUAGGCAUGGGUAGAAGCUCAGGUUUUAGCGCUGACAGACCAGUGUGCCCAAGCUGUGGAAAGCAACAUGGAGGAGUUUGUUUGAAGGGGUCUACAGCCUAUUACCGAUGUGGACAAGAAGGGCAUUUAGCAAGGCAGUGUCCUAACAUGACCUCUGGGACAUCAUCACAGCAGGUGACUUCUGGGAGUGUGGCACAGCCAGCCGCUCCAGUUGUACCCCAGAGCAGCAGCAGAGAGACAGGGUAG
This is a messenger RNA of Manihot esculenta (cassava), 846 nucleotides long. RefSeq lists its product as uncharacterized. The transcript is spliced from 4 exons. Lineage: Eukaryota; Viridiplantae; Streptophyta; Magnoliopsida; Malpighiales; Euphorbiaceae. The record is from RefSeq and is a predicted model, not a curated record. The coding region runs from base 1 to 846 and encodes 281 amino acids. Gene Ontology annotation, molecular function: nucleic acid binding; zinc ion binding.